This is a messenger RNA of Perognathus longimembris pacificus (Pacific pocket mouse), 1526 nucleotides long. It is a transcript of the gene Miip, whose product is annotated as migration and invasion inhibitory protein. The coding region runs from base 332 to 1441 and encodes 369 amino acids. The record is from RefSeq and is a predicted model, not a curated record. NCBI's taxonomy places the organism in Eukaryota, Metazoa, Chordata, Mammalia, Rodentia, Heteromyidae. The transcript is spliced from 10 exons. Gene Ontology annotation, biological process: negative regulation of cell migration; negative regulation of G2/M transition of mitotic cell cycle.
UGGCCGAGAAGUAGGGGGCUUCUGGGCGGUGAGUGCGGCUGCCGCUUGGUCUAGGCGGCGGUGGGCGGAGUCGGGGUCCCACGUGCGUCCCCGCCGCCGGGGCAUGGGGAGGCGACCCCGCUUCCUGAGCCCCGCCUUUGCCCCGCCCCCUCUUCUGUCCUCCGGACACCCCCUUCUCCAGCCUCUGCGCAGCGGUCCGUCUUCCCGAGUGCGGAGGGGCUGGAGGGGGACCCCGCUGGCCCGGCCCUUCAACCCCGGGGGAAAGCGGACCCUCGGGCUGCAUGAGACCAGGUAGGACCUGUCCCCCAGUACCUGCAGUGAGGGGUCACCAAUGCUGAGGCGGGAGCUGGGGGCUGUGCUCGGCCCUGGAGAAAAUGCAGACCUGGAGCAGCUUCGGCUGCUCAAUAUGGAGCUGCUGAAGCAGCUGUGGGUCGGGCAGGAAGCCGUGGAGCGCUCGGUGGCCAAGGCCUUCGAGAAGUCAGGCCUGGACUCUUCCAGAAGUUACAGCUCAGAGACACCAGUGUAUCCAGAUAAUUCCUCAGCCUGCCCCAGCACCUCCAGCUCACAGGACAGAGGGCAAGAGGAGGAUGCCAAGGACACCCCUGGAGGUGACCCCCAUCAUGGGGCCUGGCUUGGCAGGGCCGGCUCCAGGGUGGCCUCUCUCCCACCUGCCAAGUGCCCGGAGACUCUGGGCAUCCUGAGGUCGCGCCCAGCUUCCUUGCCUGUCCCCAGGGAACCAAAGGAGCCCCCUCAGGCACGGACCCCAAGGCCCAGACGGAACAAGCUGUUCAAGCCCACAGUGACCUUCAGCCAGGAGACCGAAGUGCCUGAGAGAAGCUGGCGCUUCCGGCCAUACCUGGGCUAUGACUGGAUUGCAGGGUCUCUGGACAGCACCGCCUCCAUCACCAGUGAGCCCGAGGCUUUCUUCUCCAGGCUGCAGAAGUUCCGGGAAGCCAACAAGGAGGAGUGUAUUUACACCGAAGGGCAGCUCCGAGGCCUGCAUGGGGACGGGGACAGCAUGGCGGACGACCACCACUGUGUGUACUGCUACCGCCUCAACCGGCGCCUGUUCCCGGUGCCCGUGGACCCCGGUGCCCCCUGCCGCCUGUGUGGGACACCCCGGGACCAACAGGGCGCCGAGACCCUGCUAGAGCCAGCCCAGGUCAGGGUGAGCGUCCCCCUGUCCAUCCUGGAUCCCCCGCACCAGUACCGCAUCCACCGGCGGAAAAGCUUCGACUCGUCCGACACGCUGGCCCUGCCCCGGCAUUGUCUGCUGGGCUGGGACUCCCACCCUCCCAGGUCGGAGAAAAGUUCCGCUCCGAAGAGCCUGGAUCUCUGGUCAUCCGUCUCCCAGGCCCAGCAUGGGACGCAGCCAGCCACCACCCCUUCCUACCUGACCCUGCGAGUGCCAGCCUCCACGCCCAUCUGGUCAGAGCCCUAGGUACCCGGCCACCCGGAGGAGGCGGGCACGCCCACCAGCGCCCAGCCCCACCCGCCCCUCGGCGGGCCGCGCUCUGCCCGCCUGC